This is a messenger RNA of Jatropha curcas, 3346 nucleotides long. It is a transcript of the gene DAA1, whose product is annotated as P-loop containing nucleoside triphosphate hydrolases superfamily protein. NCBI's taxonomy places the organism in Eukaryota, Viridiplantae, Streptophyta, Magnoliopsida, Malpighiales, Euphorbiaceae. Gene Ontology annotation, cellular component: mitochondrial outer membrane. Gene Ontology annotation, molecular function: ATP binding; ATP hydrolysis activity. The record is from RefSeq and is a predicted model, not a curated record.
CCGAGGGAGGAGCCAGAAAAAGCGGGAACCAACUUCUCUCUCUCCUCUCCCACCUCCAUUAUAACCACCUCUCCCCCGCCGCCACUCGCCACCGCCCCGUUUCUUUCCAUCUUGAUCCGCUUCUUUCGCUAUAACGAAUUACCAACUAACCAAACACAACUUUUUACGAAAACAGAGAGAGGCAAGUCGCAUAGAUCGGUAUAUUUUUCGGUUGCUGUCUCAAUCACAAAAAAAUCAAACAAUUCAUUUAUUUCCUUCCUUCUCCGUUUAUCCGCUCUCUGUUUUUCUGAUUUUAAAAUUCAUAUUCUGAUAUAGAAAUUGAAAUUCUCGAUAAAAAAACAAAACUUUCCUUUUCUUGCUUGUUAGGCCGAAUCUAAUGGAACAGAAGCAUAUAAUAUUAUCGGCGUUGAGCGUUGGUGUCGGGGUAGGGGUAGGAUUGGGAUUAGCGUCAGGGCAGACAGUUGGUAAAUGGACAGGUAGACCGUCGCUCACCGCCAUAACCGCUGAGAAUUUAGAGCAAGAAAUACUUAGGCUAGUCAUUGAUGGCAGAGAAAGCGGUGUCACCUUCGAUCACUUUCCCUAUUACCUCAGUGAACAGACCAGAGCAUUAUUAACGAGUGCCGCCUAUGUUCACUUGAAGCAUGCUGAAGUUUCCAAGUACACAAGGAACCUUGCGCCAGCCAGCCGAGCUAUAUUGCUUUCAGGGCCUGCAGAACUUUACCAGCAAAUGCUUGCAAAGGCUUUAGCUCAUUACUUCGAAACUAAAUUGCUGCUGUUAGAUGUUACCGACUUUUCUCUCAAGAUUCAGAGCAAAUAUGGCAAUGCAAUGAAAGAAUCAUCUUUAAAGAGAUGUCCUUCAGAGUCAGCGUUGGAGCGACUGUCUGGCUUCAUUGGAUCACUUUCAAUACGUUCUCAGAAAGAAGAACCCAAAGGAAGACUGCGGAGGCAAUACAGUGGUGCAGAUAUUGCUUCAAGGGGGCUUGAAGGUUCUUCUAAUGCUCCAAAGCUACGAAGAAAUGCCUCUGCUGCAGCCAAUAUAAAUAACCUAGCUACACAAUGCACUCCUAUAAAUAAAGGUUCUUUGAAGCGAACAAGCAGUUGGUCUUUUGACGAGAAGCUUUUUAUACAGUCCAUCUACAAGGUUUUGGUAUAUGUGUCUAAAGCCAGUCCCAUUGUGCUGUAUCUUAGGGAUAUCGAUAAGCUCUUAUCUAGGUCGCAGAGGAUAUAUAAUUUGUUCAAGAAAAUGCUGGAGAAACUGUCUGGAUCAGUGCUGAUACUUGGUUCACAAAUUGUGGAUGACGAUGUAGAUCUCGAUGAGAGACUUCUUGCUCUCUUCCCUUAUAACAUUGAGAUAAGGCCUCCUGAAGAUGAAAACCGUCUUGUCAGCUGGAAAUCUCAACUGGAAGCCGAUAUGAAGAUGAUCCAAGUUCAGGAUAAUAAAAACCACAUCAUGGAAGUACUUUCAUCCAAUGAUCUUGAUUGUGAUGAUCUUGAUUCAAUCUGCAUGGCAGACACAAUGAUUCUCAGCAACUACAUAGAGGAGAUUGUGGUAUCUGCAGUUUCUUAUCAUUUAAUGAAUAAUAAAGAUCCUGAUUAUCGAAACGGAAAACUACUCAUAUCAUCAAAGAGUUUAUCCCAUGGAUUGAGUAUAUUCCAGGAAGGCAAGUCUGUGGACAAAGAUACAGUACUAAAGUUGGAAGCACAAGCUGAGACUUCCAAGGAACCUGCAGGAGUGGUUGAGACCACUGGUGUGAAGCCAGAAACCAAAGCUGCUGAUACUGUGAAACCUGAGAGCAAAACUGAAGUAGAGAAGGUUGCUUCAGGGAUAAAGACGGAUGGUGACAUUUUGUUACCACCGACAAAGGAAGUGCCUCCUGAUAAUGAAUUUGAAAAGCGCAUAAGACCUGAGGUGAUACCAGCAAAUGAGAUUAAUGUGUCAUUUUCUGAUAUUGGUGCAUUGGAGGAGAUCAAAGAAUCUCUUCAGGAGCUAGUGAUGCUUCCUCUACGAAGACCAGAUCUUUUUAAAGGAGGACUUCUAAAGCCUUGCAGGGGAAUCUUGCUGUUUGGUCCUCCUGGCACUGGGAAGACAAUGCUGGCCAAGGCCAUUGCCAAGGAGGCUGGAGCAAGCUUCAUUAAUGUAUCUAUGUCUACAAUCACUUCAAAAUGGUUUGGUGAAGAUGAGAAGAACGUUCGAGCUUUAUUUACGCUGGCAGCCAAGGUCUCCCCAACUAUUAUUUUUGUUGACGAGGUUGAUAGCAUGCUUGGGCAGCGAACUAGAGUUGGGGAACAUGAAGCCAUGCGAAAGAUAAAGAAUGAGUUCAUGACGCACUGGGAUGGGCUUAUGACAAAGCAAGGCGAGCGCAUUCUUGUUCUUGCAGCCACCAACCGACCAUUUGAUCUUGAUGAAGCAAUCAUCAGGCGUUUUGAAAGGAGAAUUUUGGUGGGACUGCCUUCCCCAGAGAAUAGAGAAAUGAUACUCAGAACUCUCCUGGCAAAGGAAAAAGUGGAAGGAGGACUUGAUUUUAAGGAGCUUGCUGUUAUGACUGAAGGAUUUACCGGCAGUGAUCUUAAGAACUUGUGCACAACAGCUGCUUAUCGACCAGUUAGGGAGUUGAUAAAGCAAGAAAGAAUGAAGGAUAUGGAAAAAAGGCAGAAGGCUGCAGAAGCACAAAAGUCGGGGAAAACUGUGGAUAGAAAAGAAGACAGCAAAGAGGAGAGAGUAAUUACCCUAAGGCCAUUAAACAUGGAAGACUUUAGACAAGCAAAGAAUCAGGUUGCUGCUAGCUUUGCAUCUCAGGGAUCUAUAAUGAGCGAGUUGAAGCAGUGGAAUGAUUUGUAUGGAGAAGGGGGUUCAAGGAAAACUGAGCAAUUGUCUUAUUUCUUAUAAGAAUACAAAUUCCUGCAAGCUCCUUUACCCUCUUCUAAGGAUAAGAGGGAAAUUUUCUGGUGUACUAGGUGAUGGUGUAAUAUUAUGUAUUUGAUUUGUAUGUAUAAUGCUUCAGGUAGACCUCGUUUUUGCAGCCUGCUUCAUUGUAGAAUAAGAACGGCCACCUUGACUGGAGAGCUCUGAGGCCAUGCCUGAUGGAAAAAGAAUCCAAUAUACUUGUGUUGGUUGUAUUCUCUUAAAUUAGUAGUGCGAGGAAGUGUGUUGUGUUUCGGCAUUUUAGGACUUGGUCAACCUUUUUCCUUUUUGUUUCGUCUUUUUCCCUCCGAUUGUAGCAAUCAUCAGCUUUAGUUUAUGCAAAAAUUGUAUAUGUACUAGUAAUUGCCCCAUGUCUGAGCUGCUACACCAGUUCUUCAAAUUUCCUUUAAUUGCCAAAACAUUAAUAUCGAAGAAUUUGUGGCA